AGGUAACAGGUUGUCUUUAGCCAAUGUUUUCCCUGGGGAUUAGUAGUUAGGGCUGUCAUAUUCAAAGACAAGUCUUUUACUGUUACUUUAUCAGCUCUCAUGAAGAAGAACAGCAGGAAGUAACAGAGGAACAAUAGGCAGAGUGAAAUAUAAACUUUGCCGUAAUAUCAGGAUGUCCGCUCCUGUCUCAGGUAGGAAGACCCCCGUGGACUAUGGGGUACAGAUUCGCUUUAUAAAUGACCUGCAAGACACCGGAGGGGGGGUGAGUGGGCAGCCUCGAAAAGAGGGACCCAAAAAACAGUCUCGCUAUGGAGUAGCAGUGAGGGUGCAGGGCAUCGGUGGGCAGCCCUACGUUGUGCUGAAAGAUGGAGAAAAAGGAGAUUCAUAUGGAGUACAGUUAAGAACCCAAACACCUGCCUACAGCAGCCUGCCUAGGAGGAGAGAGGAUGGGGUAAUCCAGGGGCCGUAUUUCUCUUCUGGAGAGUAUACCCAACUGCGCCGGGCUCAGUCUCACGGCUCCCUGUUGGAAAGAGAAAACAGCAGCGAAGACUUUACAGAUCAACUCCGACGGCCGCUUGGUGAUGGACGCUCUGGUAGCUACGGCAACCUGGAUGGAGGUGUUGGUAUGGGACCAGAGAGGGCGCGGCCUUUAGAAAGGAUGGAGAGAAAUCAGUGGGGUGGCUCCUACCAGACAGGGCUGAAUGGCACUUUGGGAAGAGGGAGAGCCGGAGGCAGUCAUUACACCUCAUCCGAAUCAAUUGAAAUGUCUCCACAUGACCAGCAAACUCUCAGCCAAUCAGCUCAGAGCUCCAUUCGUCAGACUCCUCCUCACAGACUCGUCGACAGGUUCGACGGGGGCUCUGCUGCACAGGCGGAUAAAACUGGAACCACUACCAGGGGGCGCUAUCCCAUCAUAAAUGCAGACAACAGACCCACCUCAACCUCACCAUUACCUGUUUCACCUCUCGUUUCAAACACAUACUCUUCACCACUGUCUUCCUCCCCUGCUUCUACCUACAGCAGCCUGGGACGUGGUUCUGGUUCUGUCGCCAAGGUCAUGGCUGUCUCUUCAUCUGCUCCAGUUGAUGCACAUAUAACCCCUGACCUGUUGAUGGACCAGGGUCAAAGUUCAGGGUCAGAGUUCUCAACCGAAGAUCAGAUACAGCAAAUAAUAUACGAUGUUCUACGUCAGGGGAGUACAGAGGGAGAUGCUUCCAUUAAGCACAGAGUUCGAGUCAUCUGUAAUAAGAUUCAAGGCCUGAAGGUGAGCAGACCUGAUGACUUAAAGGAGGAGCUUGAGAAAUGUCUGGAUGAAAACGUACUACUGCAGGAACAGCUGGGAAGGAAGAACACAGAGCUGCACCAAAUACAUUCAGAGCUAACUCAGUUGCGAAUGGACAGAGAGAAUGCAGAGUCUCAUGUUAGAGAGGUGGAGGAUCAGCUGGCAGGACUACAGGAGGAGCUGAGAAGAGAGACAGACAACAAAGCUCAAGCUGACACUAUGCAUAUGGAGUUGAUGGCAGUGAGAGCUGAUUUGGCUGAAGCUGCAGCGCUGCGUCAGAAGCAGGAGGACAUUCUGAGGCAGAGAGAGAGGGAGCUGACUGCUUUAAAGGGGGCACUGAAAGAUGAGGUCUCCUCACAUGACAAGGAGAUAGAAGCUCUCAGAGAGCAGUACAGCCAAGACAUGGAGCGACUACGAGCAAGCAUGGAGCAGGUUUCACAGUCUCAGGCAACUAUUGAAGCUGAGCGUCACCGUGUGAACUCUACGGUAAGGUCUCUUCAGCAGCAAUUGGAAGAGAGCAGAGAUGAGGGAAACCAUUGGAGAGAGCAGUUCCAGUCCAGUAGAGACGAGCUACGUAACACCAAACAAGAGUUACUCCAGUCUCGUCUGGAGAAAGAGGAGUUUGAAGAGGAGCUGAAAGAUCUGCAGGAGAAAGUCAGCACAAUGAAACAGCAGUUACCAGAUCCCAAACAGACACAGACAGUCAGUCAGGAACUUGAACGUUCUCAAGCUGACCUGCAGAAGGCCCAGGCAGAUAUGAAUAAAUUAAAAACAGAUCUCGACAAGAAGACAAUGGAAAUCGUUUUAUUAAAGAAGAGCAAACAGGAGCUUGAAGCAGAGCAGAAAUAUGAAAUUGACAGGCUGAAGGACCAGUCACGCAGAGAUAAGGAAGAGCUCACAAAAGCUCAUGAGAGGGCCAAACAGCUAGCUGAACCCUCAUUGGUGGAGGCUUUGCGCGGGGAGUUGAGUGACAUGCGAGAGGAGGUGGGCCGACUGCGCAGUCAGCUGCUCUCAGCUGAAGAAGAGCUGCAGGCAGAGAGAGACAAACUCAGCUCUGCUCAAACCCAAGCAAACAAUCUGACACAUGAGCACAAGGAGCUCGAGGAAACCAACACGCGUAUGAAGGAGAAGCUCACACGCCUGGAGUCUCAGCUGCAGGAGCGCAUGUCUCAGAGUAUUGAAGCUGAGCAGGAGCAACAGGAGGAGACCAGGAAACUGAGGCAGCAGCUGGAAGAGUCCAGGCGCGAGAACUCCAGGCUGGGCCUGGAGAGGGACGAGCUGGCUCGGAAUAUGGAAGAGAAGGAGAAGGACAGAGACGCGGUCCGCAAGGAGAACGCGCAGCUCGAUGAUCAGAGGAGGCAGCAGGAUAGAGCACUAGACAAACUCAAUAAAGAGAUGGAACGCUUGUCUGCUGCGUCCCGUGAGGAGGUGCGGCUCCUGCAGGCUCAGCUGGAUGAGCAAAGAGAGAAGUGGAGGAAAGAGCAGCAGGACUCGCAUAAAAACACCAAAGAGAAGCUCAGUGAGCUGGAGAGAGCUCAGAGCACCAUUCAUUCCCUACAGGAGGAGUUGGCCCGUCAAAAGAAGGAGCUGUUCUCAAGUUAUGAGGAACGAGACAAUGCUUUAUUAGAUAAAGAGCUGCUCAGCAAUCGCCUCAAGCAUCUGGAGAGUGAGAUGGAGACUCAGCGUAGCACACAAAACGACCGAUCUCGAGAAAUCCGCAGCUUGGAGGAUAAAAUCAAGCAUUUAGAGCUUGAGUUAGAUGAGGAGAAGAACAGUGCGGAGAUGCUGACAGAAAGAAUCACCAGGAGCAGAGAUCAGAUUGAACAGCUGCGUGCAGAGCUCAUGCAAGAACGGUCCUCCAAACAAGAUCUGGAGCUGGACAAAAAUGCUCUUGAGAGACAGAUAAAGGAGUAUAAGUCUCGCGUAACUGAGAUGGAGGGCCAGUCACGUUCCUCAACUGGCGUGUCUCAGCUGGAGAGCAAAAUCCAGGAACUCGAGGAGAGACUGCGCACUGAGGAGAGAGAGAAGAAUUCUGUAGUGUCCUCUCAGCGACGGUUGGAGAGGAAACUAAAAGAGCUGAACAUCACCCUGGAUGAGGAAAGACAGCAGCACACGGAACAGAGGGACCAGCUGACUCUACGUGUGAAGGCUCUGAAGCGGCAGGUGGAUGAGGGAGAGGCCGAGGCAGAGCGACUGGAGGGAUUGAGGAGGAAGGCCAUCAGAGACAUGGAGGAGCAGCAGGAACAGAAGGAUGCCCUGCAAUCCAGAGUCACAGCGCUAGAGAAUGAACUCAAAAGGAAGAUCCAGCAGGCCCGGCAGUCAGCUCUGGAGUCUUCAGUGCUCAGCUCUGAUGAUGAUGAUGAUGAUGAUGGAUUGUAUGAUCAUUCCAGCAUAACCUCCAUCCUCACCGAGAGCAAUUUACAGACCAGUUCCUGCUGAAGCCGAGAGAGGAAUCUGUGGAAUGAGGCGUCAAUGGGAGCUACCUGUUGAUGCAGUACAUACAAUGAAAAGGAUUGGCGCUCCAUUCCUGGACACAGAGUAACUUCAAUCCUGCUCUAAUAUAAAUGAUAGAUACUGAAACUCCAGUCUUCUGGUUUCCACCCUUAAGCAUUAAUUGCUGCGCCACAUCAACCCCAAUUAUACAUCAUAUUGUACAACCUGGGGUUAAACUUUUUUCUGUCCAUAAAACUGGACAACAUCUGUUCACACAUUUUUAAGACACCUGACAUUUUAUCUGUCAGUGAGUCUAAUAGAUUUCAGUCAUGGCUUUAUUCAUCUAGACCUCAGUUCCACCUUAGAGACCCUUUUGAAAGAAAAGCUUUAAUGAUCCCUUUAAGUUUUGUGUAAAAAAAUGCCUUUUAGAGGAGAUCAGUUCAGAGUUUAAGCCAUUUAGAAACUGAAUUAAGAAUAUAAGACAAUGUGAGACAUUAUGUUAUAUUGUACUUAAAGUAAUUAGGGAUAAAUAGAAGAAACAAGAGUCUUACUUUUGUAUAAAGUGAAUGAAUACAUAUAGAUGGAAGGAAACAUGAUUGAAUUUUUUUAGAGACCAAUCAUGAGAACUAAUGAUUUCAUUAGGUGUAUGUUAAGAGAGACUGAUGGGAGAUAUCAGGGUAUUAGUAGACGGGAAAGGAACACAUCAGUGAACAUUUUCCAAAAAUGCCUGUUAGCACAGGGUAGUCAUGUGAAUGAAUGAAAGAAAAGUAAAUGUUUGCCAUUAAUAGUGUAGUAUAGCAAAAGCAACACAAAUAACAAUGCAGUUAAUAGACCAAAACACAUUAAAAAAUAUGUUAAUCUUACAGGCGAGAAACCGAAAGAUGUGUUUAGUAUCAAAAAAGGUCUAAUAUGUCAUUCUCUGCUUAGACUCCAGCUCUUUAUAAUAUACUUUAGUUUUUUCAGUUGCAGAACGAAAAAAGGCAAAUACGUUCUGUAGGUACGAGUGAAUCAGCACUACACUGAUGCAUCACUGAUGCCAAAAUUCAAUUUAUAACAACAAUAUAAUCACAAUAAACAUUUACAUUUCACCUUCUUGAUUUACAAAUAUUUCUGUACAAACAAUACUGACUUAACUGUAGGUAGCAAUGUCAUUUAGCAAUAUAUAAACAGCCUUUCUAAAUCAAUUGUACUGUAAACAUAUUUUAUACAACUACUAAAGCACAGCCAGUUUUUAUUUUCUUAAAACUUGUUAAUUUUUAAUCGACAGGCUAAAAAAAAGAAAAUCAGUGUUUGUUUUUCCAUCAGGCAUAAUAGAACAAUGACAUUUAUUCAUUUUGUUUGUUCUUUGUUUACUAGCACAUGAUAUACAUUGUUAACUCCAUUUCAGUGUAUUAUAGUAAAGCAAAUUUAUAUAAAGUAAAUUAAUUACUGAUAUUUCCUACCGUUCAUACAGGAGCUUUCCUAUAAUUCUGUUGUGGACAUUAUCUUUGGCAUUUCUUAAUACCAAGCUGCCUUUUCUCUGUACUUUAUCUAUGCACACCACGUCUGAAUGGAAAACCACUACAAUGCCUUGUAUAUCUAAUAACAAGUUUAUGUACGUGUAUUUUGUAUAUAUUUGUAAUAGAAUUUGCAUCAAGCACUGAUCAAAUCGAAGGUUAAUAUUUUUCCGAAAGCAAAACCUUUUCUAUCAAAAAUAAAUUCAGUACUUUAAUAUUUC
Molecule: messenger RNA, 5432 nt
Organism: Pimephales promelas (fathead minnow)
Lineage: Eukaryota; Metazoa; Chordata; Actinopteri; Cypriniformes; Leuciscidae
Gene: cgna
Product: cingulin a
Biological process (GO): microtubule cytoskeleton organization
Cellular component (GO): bicellular tight junction; myosin complex
Molecular function (GO): microtubule binding
Source: RefSeq, a predicted model, not a curated record